This is a messenger RNA of Penaeus chinensis, 4932 nucleotides long. RefSeq names its product dnaJ homolog subfamily C member 16-like (gene l(3)80Fg). Lineage: Eukaryota; Metazoa; Arthropoda; Malacostraca; Decapoda; Penaeidae. The record is from RefSeq and is a predicted model, not a curated record.
AACAAGAGGGAGAACGAGACCACGAGAGAGAGAGAGAGUUAGAGAGAGACGCAGAAGCAGAGAGAGAGCAAGAGCGAGAGAGCGAGAGAGAGAGAGAGAGAGAGAGAGAGAGAGAGAUAAUGCUAAUGUGGUCAGUCGGGUGCUGCUGAAGGACUGCAUUCCGGGCCUGGAAUUCCCGCAACGCUAAUCAUGCGGAGGUUCCUGUGGCUCGUCCUGCUGUUCCUGGGCCUGGUGUGUGUGGCUGCCAGGCUGAAGGACCCCUACAGCAUCCUUGGGGUCCAGAAGAAGGCCGAGGGACAGGAGAUCAAGAAAGCCUAUAAGAAAUUGGCCAAGUUAUGGCAUCCAGAUAAGAAUGAAUCACCAGAUGCAGAGAAGAAAUUUAUUGAAAUCAAUCAAGCUUAUGAGCUGCUGAUGGACCCUGAGAGGAGGAGAUUAUUCGACACAACAGGUCAAACAGAGGAACAGCCAAACUUCCGCAAGCAGCAUGAUUACUCUUCGUAUAGACGAUUCGACCCAUUCGACGAUAUAUUUAGUAGUUUUGGCAGUGGUUUCAGAUUCAACUUCAAACAUGGAGAUGGAAUCAAUAUAUUUAAAAAACAGUCUAUUACAUUCAAGUCUUACCAAAAUUCGAUAGUCCUCCUCAGCAAGAAACAGCCAUACUUGAUACUCUUCUAUUCUGACUGGUGCUUAGCCUGCGCACACAUAGAACCAAUUUGGCGAAGAUUAUAUGAAGAAUUGGAGCCCAUUAAUUUUGGCAUGGCAACAGUUCAUGCAGGCCAUGAGACAGAACUGGCCAGAAAAAUAGGUGUUAAAACUGUGCCAUACCUCGUUAUGCUUCUUGAUGGUCACCCCUACCAUUAUACAGAACCAUCACUUAGUAUGGUAUCAUCCUUAGAUUUUAUACGAAGCAAAUCCCAUAAGUUAGUGCAGCGGAUAACAGAAGAAAAUCUUGAAACAUUCCUGAAUGGAUGGAUGGAUAAUAAGGUCCGAGUGCUGAUAUUUGGCCGUUUAGACAUCAUCAGACUACGGUACCUAACAGUCGGAUGGGAGUUUAGGGAGCGCGCAGUUAUUGGGUAUGUACAGAUGGACCGUGCGGACACAGACAGCAUUCGCACGCGUUUCAGCGUAUCCAACAAAGUGGAUACACUUUUGGUAUUCCAUGAGGACAUGCACGCUCCUGUUGCUUCUGCUGCCAUGACUGACCUUCCAUAUCCUACGAUGAAGGACAUUAUUGAAGGGAACAAAUUCCUGGUCCUGCCUCGUCUCUCUUCCCAGUCUGUCUUUGAUGCACUCUGCCCUGUGGAAAAUGUGCGAUCUCGCCGUCGUUUGUGUGUGGUUCUAGUGACCCAGGAUGACCCAGCUCAUGACCCCAGUAGAGCAGCGCUGCGUGAAUAUGCCUCUGGUGACCAGGCCAGAGAGAGGGACCGCGUUCGUUACACUUACAUCUUUAGAGAAAAGCAGGUGGAAUUCAUGAAUGCUCUUACAGCAGGCUCAGGUUCACCCGUUGAAACGAAUCACCACAUUGUCAUUCUGUGGAGGAAGGACCAGAAUCACCUGAAAUAUGAGUGGCUCGAAGGGGGCUGGGAGGUGGAGCCAGAGAAGCAUAACACAUCAAGGGAAGUAUUGAAAGAAACAGUGCAAAGAUUACUCCAUUCCAACCAACCAAUGACCUAUGAAACUGUUGUGCAGGAAUUGUUUGAUGAACAUGCACAGGGCAUUGUUUGGCGAAUCAUAAAUAAACUAGUUUCAGUCCAAGAUUAUUUGAGAGAUAACAUAACACAAGACGAUAUUGUACCAGCUGUGUCAAUCUUCUUUACUGUACUAUUUAUAGUGGCAGGAGGAUAUGUAAUGUCAUACUUGGUGAAACUGGAGGAGGAGAGAAUUUCUGGCUCACAGACUACCUUUGUGGAUCAGAAUGGUAAAAUCACGCCUAUACCUCAGCUGCGUAUCCAUGAACUGCGCGGGGAAACUUACAAUGGUCUUAUUCGCUUGUUGAAGCCAGGCUGUAGAACCAUUGUGGUCCUGUGUGACCCAAAGACUAAGCCCAAACUGAUGCCAAAAUUCCACAAAGCCUGUUGGCCGUACAGGAAGAACAAAACCCUCAUGUUUGCCUUCCUGAACAUUGAGAGAGCAUCAGCCAUGGAGUGGUAUAAACGCAUAUUGGUCUUAGGGCUUCCAGAACCCAGGGAUUUAAACAUUAAUCCCAAAAACACCAUUGGAACUGUGAUUGCUCUCAAUGGCCACAGGAAAUAUUACUGUCUGUACCAUGCUAAGCAUCCAGAGAGCAUAUUUGGGACUGCUCCAAGUCCUGGAGCACCGGAAACUGAAAACUUACGACGGAGACAUGGACAUUCGAGCAUCAGUGGCGACUUCAUGGGCUUCAGCGACAAUGAUUCCGAGUCGGACUCUGAUGUGGAGGCAGGAGAUGCUAGGAAGGAUUCUGUUGCAUCAGAUAAACCUUUACUCAAUUACUACAGUAAUAUACUCUUUGAGGACCAACUUCUUGAAGAUCUCAGUAACUGGUUGGAUCGCCUCUUUGAAGGAACAACUCAUCGUUACCACAUCAAUUACUGGCCAGAUUGGCCUGGCAAAUAAAUAUGCAUAUUGUGUAUGAUUGACUCUAGGGUUGUAAAUCACUAUUCAUAUAUUGUGCUAUAGUCCAGCUCUAUCCCAGAAUAUAAACAUUAUUAUAGAAUUAAGAGGAGAGAUGUUACCAAAAUAUUAUAACGUGAAAGGUUACUUUAAGUUUUCAUUCUAUCAGUGAAAGAAAUGUAAUGAUAAUGAAUAUAGGUAUUAAUUUCCUUUCAUGACUGUGGAAAUAAUCUUCUGUUAAAAGAUCUGGAUAACUCUUAAUGAUCUUUAGUAUUAGGAUCUGUGAAUUACAUUUUUUGUUUUCUUGUUUAAAAAAUGUUGCAUGUUCCAGUAUGUGUCAAGUAAAUACAUACUGGCAUUAUACCCAAUAAUUCCCUGAUAUAAUGUAGCUGCAUAUCUUGUUCUAAUGGAAGAUUUAGUGUUAAGAAAUGAGGUCAAGGCACCAGACAUUUUCAUGAGGAAUAAGAUGUUAUUCCUUCUUACUCACACUGCCUAAAUCUGCCUGAAACAGCAUCUCAUGAACACAAUGAUAAUCAGAACUGAGAUUCUCAAAAGGUCGUAAUGCCCAUACAUUUAUUUUUUCGUAUUUAGUACCAUAAAUAAGGAUGGGGACAUUUUCAAAGCAUUACUGAUUAAAUGUAGUUAAACUUUAAUAAAAACUACUUACAUUGGGUAAUACUACAUUGUCAAUGUACAGGAAGAAAGGCUAAUUUGUGGUGUAUGAUGAUGUAUGUUUUACAUGAUUAGAAAGUAUUACAAGGUAAAUGUGUUUAGAACUACUUGUAUGCACAUCAGGGUAAUGAUAAAUUUUGUUUACUUAAGGUCACAUAAAGGGGCUUUCAGAGGUCCAUGCAUUGAUGUACAAUGUACAGUACAGUUUUACUAAAGUUUUAAAAAUAUAAUUCACAUUUGUCGUAGAAGCAACUAAGUUUUAUGUGGAGUACUCUUCACAUAAGCAUUUUUAUAUUAUAGUACUCUACAUAGAAAUUUGACUGUUCUAUUAUUGGAGGUCACAGAGUUUGAGCUUUGUUUAAGUGUACAGUAUUACGAUAUUUUGAAAAAAACAGGCACUGCUUAUAUGCUCAUACCUGAAGUUUGUUGUACUAGUCAUAUGUUUUGUUCACAACCGGGUAGUAUGAUGAUAGCUGAACAUAGCUUAUGGUUUUAAAACUAAAUAUUCAGCAGUUCCUCCUCAUACUGUUCAAUAGUAGGCAGAUGUAAAUAUGCAUGCAAGUAUUUUUAUUUUUUGUUCUUAGCAGACUAAUUUGCACUACACAUUCUAUCUCACACAUUCAUCUUUUCCCCAUUUGCUCACUAAACCUCAAUGUUCACACGUUUGCAAUCCAAUUUUUAUUUUUUUGGUGUAACAUGUAUGUAAGAACAAUACUGUCCUUUAUAUAUAUGAUGUUCUUGAAAUAAGUAUUUGUAAUUGUGAUUCACAGGCUAAGAGUGUGGUUUUAUGAAAAAAGAUUUUUAAAAAAUGUCAGGAAAAAAAAAUGUCCAAGAGGCAGUAAGCACACACAAAUUUAACAACUUCAGCUUUGCUUACUCAUUAUAGUCAUAGUUGUAGAUUCAGAUAUAAAAAACAUAUACUGUAGAUAUCACAGGAUGAAGUGCAUAUGUAAUAAGAAAUGUGGAGAGUAGUUGUAGCAAUGAAUCUAAGAUUGACUCUGGAGUUAAUCCUUCCAUUAUUUCAUAUGAAAUGCAAGAUCUACAUGGCAUUAUUAUUUUUCUAUUUUGUUGUAUAUUAAAUAAUAUUUGCAGACUAAUUUAGCAUUGCCCUGGUUCAUAAAACACUUAAUGAAUAACCUUAUCAAGUUCUAUUUCCUUCUCCAUUUGAGUAAUUUUGUGCCAUAAAUAAAUUAGUAAGGCCCUGUCCACACAACGGGUAGUGCAAACAUGGGUAAAACUGUUACCACAUAGGAUGGUUGGUGGGAAUGAGUACUGAUUAUAUUACAAGCAGACACACAUCAUGCUCAAAUCUAGGAACAUAGUGCUGCCAGAUUUAAGGGAUUCCAAGACACUUCAAACAUGUCUGCUAGAGGGCACACUCAUUUUUUGUCAAGAGUCGGACCAAGACUAGGCAGUCGAGGGCAAGAUUUAGUGUUAGAGUACCUCAAGAAUAGGCACAGCUAAAAUAAUGGAUUGCCUAUGGUUUCUCACUUACGACUUCAUCUGUGAUUGUAAUUUUGUAACUGUAUGCGCCCACACAGCCACUCUCUCUCGUGUGGAUGGGGCCUAAGCAUAGUAUGUAAGGAAAGUGUGAUUUGAGUGAGAAAUUGGCAGACAGGGAAAAGGAAUCAUUAUUUAUGUGAACUGCAAAUAAAAAUGCCCCAUUUC